Messenger RNA from Telopea speciosissima, 1212 nucleotides. Its product is annotated as WAT1-related protein At2g39510-like. The transcript has 7 exons. Bases 1 to 1212 code for a protein of 403 amino acids. NCBI's taxonomy places the organism in Eukaryota, Viridiplantae, Streptophyta, Magnoliopsida, Proteales, Proteaceae. Gene Ontology annotation, molecular function: transmembrane transporter activity. Gene Ontology annotation, cellular component: plasma membrane. The record is from RefSeq and is a predicted model, not a curated record.
AUGGAAAAGCAAAGAUUGAUGAUGAAUUGUGAAUACUUGAAUGGUCUGUUCCAUAAAGCAAAGCCAUAUUUGGGUGUGGUACUGUUGCAGUUUGGGAUUGCAGGGCUGGAUACCAUUGUGAAGAUUGCUAUGGAUCAGGGGAUGAGCCAUUACUCCCUUGUUGUCUACCGUCAUGCCAUUGCAGCUGCUCUCAUCUUCCCCUUUGCUAUCAUCUUAGAGAGGAAGGUGAGGCCGCGGAUGACACUAUCCAUCUUCAUCAAGAUCAUAUUUCUCGGAUUGUUAGAACCAGUACUUGACCAGAACAUAUACUUUGCUGGAAUGCAGUAUACCACAGUCACAUUCACCACAGCCAUGACAAAUAUGAUUCCUGCCUUGACCUUUGUUAUGGCUUUCCUACUUAAGAUGGAGAAAGUGAAUCUUAGAAAAUCAAGAAGCAUAGCUAAAGUGGCUGGAACUAUAGUCACACUUGGGGGAGCAAUGCUAAUGACCUUUAUUAAAGGUCCCUCCAUAGAAUUGCCAUGGACCAAAGGAGGAGCAGGAACCCAAUUAGCUAUAGCAGAAGCCAGUAUCCAACAACAACCUCUUAAAGGAGCUCUUAUGAUCACAGCAGGCUGCAUCUGUGCUGCUGGAUUUAUCAUUCUCCAGGCAAUCACAUUAAAGUCAUAUCCAGCUGAGCUCUCUCUCACUGUUUGGAUAUGUUUGAUGGGCACGAUCCAGGGCGCCUUGGUUGCGCUUGCAUUUGAACACGGCAACCCUUCUAUCUGGUCUCUUCAAAGGGACAUGAAACUUGUGGCUGUCCUCUACAGUGGAAUAGUGUCUUCUGGGAUAGCUUAUUCUCUUCAAGGAAUGAUAAUGAGGGCAAAAGGACCAGUUUUUAUCACAUCUUUUAAUCCCCUAAGCAUGGUUAUUGUUGCUGUACUCAGUACUUUCAUUUUAGGAGAAGUGCUAACUGUAGGACGCAUAGUUGGGGCAAUAGUCAUAGCCAUUGGAUUGUAUCUUGUGGUGUGGGGUAAGUACAAAGAUCAGUAUUCUUCAUCAGUAGUACAAGCUGAACUGCCAACCACCGCGAUUGCGAGUAACGGAGACAAGAAGAAUAAUGACAAUGAAUUAGCCACCAUUGUUUUGGCCAAAACAGAAGUGACCACAACAACAACAACCCAGGAACCCUCUUCAACAGAUAACGGAGGGAAGAAGAAUAAUGACAAUGAAUAA